AUGAACAGAUACCCAGGAGAUUUCGGCAAGUUUGCCAGAAGCAUGCAGAGACAAUUGGCUCGUGCUCAACAAAGUACUGGUGGAUCCCCAGGGAAGGCGCCUCGUGGAGCUUUUGCCGGGUUAGGAGGUCUAUUUUUGUUGCUAGGAGGAGGGUUUUUGGUGAAUGAGUCCCUAUUCAAUGUUGAUGGUGGUAAGCGUGCGAUUGUAUACUCUCGUAUUGGUGGUGUUCAACAGAAGAUUUACUCAGAAGGUACGCAUUUUAUUAUUCCAUGGAUUGAGACGCCCGUUAUUUAUGAUGUUCGUGCGAAGCCAAGAAAUGUUUCUUCGCUAACAGGAACAAAGGAUUUGCAAAUGGUGAAUAUCACUUGUAGAGUUCUUUCGAGACCCAAUGUGGAGAAUUUGCCUAUGAUUUACCGUACUCUAGGUACUGAUUACGAUGAAAGGGUGCUACCCAGUAUUGUGAACGAAGUUUUGAAGGCCGUUGUCGCGCAAUUUAACGCAUCGCAGUUGAUUACGCAAAGAGAGCGUGUUUCGAGGUUGAUCAGAGACAAUUUGGUGCGUCGUGCGAAGCACUUCAAUAUCACCUUGGAUGAUGUGUCCAUUACGUAUAUGACUUUCUCCCCAGAGUUUACGAUGUCUGUUGAAUCGAAGCAGAUUGCGCAACAAGACGCCCAAAAGGCCGCCUUCGUUGUUGACAGAGCAUCUCAAGAGAAGCAAGGUAUGAUUGUGAAAGCCCAGGGUGAAGCCAAGUCUGCUGAGUUGAUUGGUGAGGCCAUCAAGAAGAGUAAGGAUUAUGUCGAAUUGAAAAGAUUGGACACUGCCAGGGAGAUCGCUACUAUUCUAUCGAAGUCUCCAAACAGAGUCAUUCUAGACAACGAAGCGCUACUAUUGAACACCGUGACCGAUUCCAGAACAAAAAACUGA
Molecule: messenger RNA, 924 nt
Organism: Kluyveromyces marxianus DMKU3-1042
Lineage: Eukaryota; Fungi; Ascomycota; Saccharomycetes; Saccharomycetales; Saccharomycetaceae
Gene: PHB2
Product: prohibitin subunit PHB2
Exons: 1
Coding region: 1-924 (307 amino acids)
Biological process (GO): mitochondrion organization
Cellular component (GO): membrane; mitochondrion
Source: RefSeq, a predicted model, not a curated record